UAUUAUAAUAUUCCAUCCUCCAUAUUGCAUAUAAUUGAGAGCCAAACCUAGCUUCUCUCUGCCUAAAUUUUCACAUUGAAAAAAUGGUUUUUCAACAACUACACUACUCAUUACAGAGCAAUCUUUUUGCAGUCUUCUUUAUCGUUGUCUUAUUGAUAUGUUCCAAUUGGUGCUCAUCCGUCGGUGCCCUCAACAUCGGCGUCCAAGCCAUCGAUGCCUCCGUCAGCGUGAGUAAAAGUUGUAGUAGAACUUGCGAGUCAGACUUCUGUUCGGUGCCUCCAUUUUUGAGAUAUGGCAAGUACUGUGGGUUGUUAUAUAGUGGAUGCCCUGGGGAGAAACCUUGUGAUGGGCUUGAUGCUUGUUGUAUGAAGCAUGACGCUUGCGUUCAAUCCAAGAAUAAUGCGUAUUUAAGCCAAGAGUGCAGUCAAACGUUCCUAAAUUGCAUGACAAGUUUUAAGAACUCGGGAGGCCAUACAUUCAAAGGCAACACAUGUGACGCGGGGGAGGUUAUUGAAGUUAUAUCCGUUGUUAUGGAGGCCGCUUUGCUUGCUGGCCGAUAUCUUCAUAAGCCUUAAUAAUUAAUUCUAUGACGCCGGAAAAUCACCCUCAACAAUAAUAAAUUUCUCAUGCAAUUCAAAUUUUAUAUAUUCGGAACAAUUUCGAUUUCAAA
Humulus lupulus (European hop) is the source of this 670-nucleotide messenger RNA. Its product is annotated as phospholipase A2-alpha. Bases 84 to 575 code for a protein of 163 amino acids. NCBI's taxonomy places the organism in Eukaryota, Viridiplantae, Streptophyta, Magnoliopsida, Rosales, Cannabaceae. Gene Ontology annotation, biological process: lipid catabolic process; arachidonate secretion; phospholipid metabolic process. Gene Ontology annotation, molecular function: calcium ion binding; A2-type glycerophospholipase activity. The transcript is spliced from 4 exons. The record is from RefSeq and is a predicted model, not a curated record.